AUGGCGGAUGACACAUCUGCCACGAUUUGGUCAUGGCUGAAAGACGUUUGCGAAGCGCAAAACUUUGCAAAUCCUGGCUGGGUGACACCGCAGGAUGGCUUUGAGAGGUUGAAGGGCUGUGUGCCGGAAUGGAUACUGGAAGACGAGCACCGCUUCAGCUGGAAAGUGGUUUCCCUCCUGGGACUUUAUGGAGGUCUCAGUUUCAAUCUUCAUGCACCGCAGGGGUUGACCUAUUUGAAUCUAUGCUUCACUGGAGCAGAUUACUCUGAUCGAAGGGAAGAGGAUCAACCCGAGAACUGGGAGGAGAGGCUUUGUUGUGGUCACAUCUAUGCGGGAGCCCAAUUCACCAUCGACCUUUGUCCUGGCGGAGCAGUGGCUCUGGUAUCGCUAAACCAUUGUCGCCAGACGACAGUGGCAAACUCCUUCUUGGAUUUCCUGGUCUCACUGAAGUGUUGGCUGGAUCGGUGCCUGCCAGCCGACAGGGAACAAUACAAAGCCGCGCUAAGAAACAUGAAGACAGGUCCUGGAGGACCCUCUCAUGCCAGCGUGGCCGUCGUUGACGUCACCUUCGUGGCCUUUCACGACUUUCUUCUGGCAACGGCGAUGGCAGAGGAACCCAAGGCCAAGAAGCCCCGGGACAAGUCCAGCUUUGUUUGUCACAGCUGCGGCAGAAAACCGGAGGAGGGCCUGAGAUGCUGCGUGUCCUGUGGGGAGGAGAACGACUUUGCACACUUUU
Cladocopium goreaui is the source of this 736-nucleotide messenger RNA. Lineage: Eukaryota; Dinophyceae; Suessiales; Symbiodiniaceae. The record is from the annotation of a GenBank genome assembly.